AUGGCGGGAAAAGAAGGAAUAGAUUUUUAUUUAAAAGUUUAUGAUUUGUUUCCACAUUUAAAUAAGCAACAUUUAAGUAGAAUGGCUGGAUUUGAGAUAGAGGCGAUCUGGCACACAGCAAUUGAAGUAGAUGGAGAUGAAUACUUUUUUGGUAAAGGAAUAAUAAAGAUGGAUAAGAAUGUGAUGUAUGGAACUGGUGCUUUUAUAGAAAAGAUUUAUAUGGGCAGACAUAAAACUGAGAAGAAAGAAUUUGAAGAGUUUUUAAAUACACUUAAUGAAAGUCUUUUUAGUCAUGAUAAGUAUCAUGUUUUAAAUCAUAAUUGUAACCACUUUACAAACUUUCUUUCUAAUCACUUCUUUAAGAGAGACAUUCCUAAGAAAAUUUUAGAAUUAGCUGAAAAAGGAAAAGACAGUAAGAUAGUUAGUUUUAUAUUCAAUAACAAGUCUCAGUUUAAUCAAUAA
Messenger RNA from Hepatospora eriocheir, 462 nucleotides. The record is from the annotation of a GenBank genome assembly. Lineage: Eukaryota; Fungi; Microsporidia; Hepatosporidae.